AUGGCUAAAAUACAAUAUAGUUUUAUAUUCUUCCUCUAUAUCAUAAUAAAAUGUAAUGGCGUUAACGUUGAUAUAAUAUCCAGUGACCUAAAACUAAAAAAUGUCGAUCGUAACAUUGAUAUAUCAUCACAAUUAGUGAAAAUUACAUCGAAAAUAACCUUGGAGAACACAGGACGAGCGCCGGUAAAAUAUUUCUUGUAUGCUGCAGAAAGCGUAACAAAGGACAAUUUGGCUUUUGUGGGUUUUAAAGACAACAACAAUAAAGAUUUGCGCUUAGUCGAAACUUCUGUUAAAGGUUACGAUGACGUAAAAUUUUGGCGAGUUGAAUUGAAAGAAGCUGUUAAUGCUGCUUCUACCGUUGUGGUAAUGGCUGAAGCAGUUUUGACUAAAGCGCUGUUACCGUAUCCAACUGCUAUCACUCAGCAAGAAGACCAACUUGUAAAAUUUAAUGGCAACCUUUAUUUCUUCUCUCCAUAUUAUGUUGCAUCACAGAAGACAACUGUGAUCGUUAACACGAAAAGUGUGGAGUCUUUCACAAAGGUAAAACCAUUCUCUCAACAAGAUGGUACUAUUUCAUAUGGACCUUAUUCUAAUAUAGGGCCAUUUACAGAAAAAGAACUUAGUAUUCAUUAUAAAAAUAAUUCACCCUUUUUAACUGUAACCCGUAUUGAAAGACUAAUUGAAGUUUCACACUGGGGAAACAUUGCAGUUGAAGAGACUAUUGAAAUUGAGCAUACUGGUGCAAAACUUAAGGGACCCUUCUCGCGGUAUGAUUACCAACAAGAUCAUCACAGUGGCCCGGCUAGUGUUCGCUCUUAUAAGACCCUACUUCCAGCAUCAGCAGCAGAUGUAUAUUACAGGGACACGAAUGGAAACAUUUCAACUUCAAACAUGAAAGUUAAAAAGGAUACUGUAGAAUUGGAUCUCAGGCCAAGAUACCCACUAUUUGGAGGUUGGAGAACUCAUUAUACUCUUGGCUACAAUGUGCCGAGCUAUGAAUAUUUAUACCAUUCUGGCAAUGAAUAUCUGCUGAAAAUGAGAGUUAUAGAUCACAUUUUUGAUGACAUGCAAGUUGAUGAGUUAAUUACAAAAAUAAUUUUACCUGAGGGCUCAACAAACAUUAAACUCAACAUCCCUUACCCCGUUUCGAGGUUGCCUGAUAAUUUGCACUACACUUACCUAGACACAAAAGGUCGCCCUGUAGUAUCAUUCACGAAGAGAAAUGUUGUAGAGAAUCACAUUCAAGAUUUCCAACUUCGCUACACAUUCCCUCGUCUUCUUAUGUUACAAGAACCUUUAUUAGUUGUAGGGUUCCUUUAUAUGCUAUUCCUUUGUGUUAUUAUAUACGUAAGGUUAGAUUUUUCCAUACACAAGGCUGAACAUCCUCAUAAAGAUUAA
Messenger RNA from Parnassius mnemosyne (clouded apollo), 1398 nucleotides. The record is from the annotation of a GenBank genome assembly. NCBI's taxonomy places the organism in Eukaryota, Metazoa, Arthropoda, Insecta, Lepidoptera, Papilionidae.